AGCAGUCUGUAUAUAAAGAGUUAACAAUCCAGAGGGCUGAACUUCCUCAUUCUUGCUGCAAAACGAAACAUGAGCUGAUGUUUAGAUAUUCCGGUUCUAAUCUACUCAUGGCUGGACGUGUAGCUUUACAUUCAGUUGACACAGCGGUUUUCCGGGUGUUCCUUAGGUCCACCACAGCCAGUGUGGGGUUUAAGAGAAAUGCAGGUGGAAAUUCAACAGCUUCUGUUCCUCCUGGAAGCCUCAGGACUGAUGCUGACCUCCCUGUGAUCACUCUUCCCACAAUGCUGUACAGGUUGAUCUUUAAAGGGUACUACAAUCAGAUGCAUAAGCUACAGUUAUAUGAAAAGCAGCUUUAUGGUCCCAUGUAUAAAGUACAAACAGGCAAGGAUCAUGCAAUUUCAUUGAAUAGCGUGGAGCUGCUGGAGGAGCUGAUGAGGAAAGAUGAUAAGUUCCCACGCAGAGCAGACAUGAAUAUCUGGACUGAAUACCGAGAUAAGAACAAUCUAGGUUAUGGUCCUUUUACUGAAGAAGGGGAGAGAUGGUAUAAACUCCGUUCUGUGCUGAACAAGCGCAUGCUGCAUCCAAAGGACUCUGUGAAGUAUGAGAAUGUAGUUAAUGAGGUGGUCACCGAUUUUAUCAAACGGAUUUGCCAUCUACGAAAGAUGAGCUCCACUGGAGACCUGGUACCAAACAUAUCCAACGAGCUUUACCGCUUCACUCUAGAAGGAAUCUCCCGGAUACUGUUUGAGACUCGAAUUGGCUGUCUUGAGAAUGAGAUUCCAGCUGAGACUCAAAACUUCAUUGACUCCAUUGCACAGAUGUUUACUUAUACUAUGGUUGUGAAUCUGUUACCAAAGUGGGCUCGCAAUUAUUCGCCAUUGUGGUGGCGCUUCACAAGUGCUUGGGAUGGAAUCUUCAAAUUUGCCUGCAAGCUAAUUGACAGGAAGAUGGAGGAUAUUCAGAUGCGCCUGGAUGCAGGUCAGGAAGUUGCAGGAGAGUAUCUCAGCUACUUGCUUACCAACACUAACAUGAGCAAAAAAGAUGUGUAUGGAAGCGUUGCUGAACUGCUUCUAGCAGGAGUGGACACAACAUCCAACACUAUGAUGUGGGCCUUAUACCAGCUGUCACAAAAUCCAAAGAUACAGGACACACUGUACCAGGAAGUUAACAGCAUCAUCAAGGGGGACAAAAUUCCAACAGCUGAGGACAUAACAAACAUGCCAUACCUCAAGGCUGUUAUCAAGGAAACUCUAAGAAUCUACCCAGUUGUUUCCACGAAUGCACGCCUUCUUUCAGAAAAUGACGUGAUUAUUGGAGGACACUUCUUCCCUAAAAAGACCAACUUUUUACUGAAGCAUUAUGCAAUCAGUCAUGAUGAGACAGUAUUCCCUCAACCAAAAGUCUUCAAACCUGAACGCUGGUUACGAGAUGGGAGGGAAAGGCCUGUUCCGUUCGGAUCCAUUCCAUUUGGAUUUGGAGUGAGAGGUUGUGUUGGUAAACGUAUCGCUGAGCUGGAGAUGCACUUGGCAUUGGCUAGGAUAAUAAAGCGGUUCAAAGUCAAGCUGGAUCCAAAUGUGAGAGAGGUCAACGCUCUCUGCCGUUCUAUGCUUGUGGCAGACAGAACAGUCAAUUUUCAUUUUCUGGAGCGGAAAGAUGUACCCACUUAAAGCUGCUCUAAUCUGUAACUUCCACCAAACUAAUCCACUAAAGACUUUACGCCACAAUACAAACUCUUUCUUCUAAGAAAUACAUGCCUCCUGUCACAUGAUCUUUAAGGAUCUUGAUCACAGUUAUUCUACCAAUCUUUUCAAUCAAUGUUUAUUUAUGAUUUUUUUUAACCACUCUAAACUCAUCUAAUUGGUGUGUGCAUGUAUUAAUAGAAAUGACAAUCACAGAGCAUGUUUUUAAGUGAGCUCCUUUAGUAGGCAAGGACAAUUUUAUUUUAUAUGCUGUCUUAAAAAAAAAAUUAAUUAUGCUUAUUUAGAAAUAGUGUAUACAAUAUUAUGAUUAUUCUAUUAAUAUGAUUUACUACAAAAAGCCAUAAAUAUAAUAUGUACAGUUUGUUGUUGUGUACAAUUAUAGCAUUAAUUGUAAUUUAAUAAAUCAGUUUAUAAAUAAAACUAGAGGAGAGUACUGAACCUGGAAAAAAAAAAAAAAAAAAAAAGAUUAUAAAGGUCAGAUCCCCUUCCCUGGGAAUCAUCUAAUGUGAUUCUUUUUGAUGCAAAUACUUUUAAAUGUUCCAAAUUGUACAUUUUACAAAUUGAACUCAUAUAUGCAUUCUGGUAAUAUGCUUAUUGUUUUUUUACUGAGUGUAUUAGUAUUUAAAUAAAAAUAAAAAUUUU
Silurus meridionalis is the source of this 2342-nucleotide messenger RNA. RefSeq names its product sterol 26-hydroxylase, mitochondrial-like. Bases 78 to 1667 code for a protein of 529 amino acids. Gene Ontology annotation, biological process: glucocorticoid biosynthetic process; cortisol metabolic process; cholesterol metabolic process. The transcript is spliced from 9 exons. The record is from RefSeq and is a predicted model, not a curated record. Lineage: Eukaryota; Metazoa; Chordata; Actinopteri; Siluriformes; Siluridae. Gene Ontology annotation, molecular function: heme binding; iron ion binding; monooxygenase activity. Gene Ontology annotation, cellular component: mitochondrial inner membrane.